Messenger RNA from Apaloderma vittatum (bar-tailed trogon), 1269 nucleotides. RefSeq names its product R3H domain and coiled-coil containing 1-like (gene R3HCC1L). The record is from RefSeq and is a predicted model, not a curated record. Bases 1 to 1269 code for a protein of 422 amino acids. The transcript has 6 exons. NCBI's taxonomy places the organism in Eukaryota, Metazoa, Chordata, Aves, Trogoniformes, Trogonidae.
AUGCUGGAGCAUUUGAGGGACAACACCCAGGAUCCAUCUGGGGACCUCUCCCAGCACCCAGGAGAGGGUGUCCUGCAGCUGGCUCGUCUGUGCAACCAGGGCAGUGUGCCUGGGCUCGUGUGGGAGGUUGCAGGUCCAAAAGCCCAGGAGGAGGAGAAGGAGUCAGAGGAGUCUCUCCUAGCAGGACAGAAUAAGAGCUGUGUGUCUGGGGUGCCGGAGGAGAAGGAGAGGUGGGCAGGCACGGCUGAGUUCUUGCCCAGCAAGGAGGAGAGCGUUGCUGGUGCCGGGCAUCCCAGUGAGGAGGUCAACCCGAUGUGUGCUGUGGAGGGAGCGGGCACCACCUCUGCCUGCACAGAGGGCAGCACCAGGGCUGAGAGCAGCUUUGGAGGAGCUGGCAAGGAUCUGGCAAGUGGCAUGUGGGAGGGGGCUCUCAUUCAGAGCCGCAAGCCCCCACCAUCCCUAGAGCUGCUGUGCGGAGGCAUAGAGGUGCUUUUGCCUGCAGCCCGGGAUGAAGAGUUGGUGAGAGCAGAUGAGGACGUGGAGUCACUGCAGCAGCACCGGUGCAGCCAGGAGGCUGAGGAGGAGGAGGGAGGUCUCUUCAGUGGUUCCCCAAAGGCAGAGCAGGCCAGUGCUGGGACCCCAGGCGAGGUCAGCCCGGGUGCCGAGGAGAGCUGGGACGCGCUGUUCAAUGACGAUGGGGACUGCCUGGACCCGCGUUUGCUGGAGGAGCUCUUGGGGGGUGAGAAGCUCCGGGAGAGCCAGCAGUCACCCCGCUUCGACUACUACUGCGCCGAGCCCGCCGCACCAGACCUCAGCGAUGACGAGCUGCCCCACGUCAUCGAGAUCUAUGAUUUUCCCUCGGAUUUCCGCACCGAGGAUCUGCUGCGUGUCUUCUGCAGCUAUCAGAAAAAAGGCUUCGAUAUUAAGUGGGUGGAUGAUACACACGCACUGGGCAUCUUCUCCAGCCCCAUAACAGCACGCGAUGCCCUCAGCACCAAGCACCUGAUGGUGAAGACACGUCCGCUCUCCCAGGGCACCCGUGCCUCUAAAGCCAAAGCCAGGGCAUAUGCUGACUAUCUGCAGCCAGCCAAGGAGCGCCCCGAAACGUCCGCUGCCUUGGCCAGGCGGCUGGUGAUCGGCGCCCUAGGGGUACGCAGCAACCUGACACCAGCCCAGCGAGAUGCGGAGCGGAGAAAGCUGCAAGAAGCCCGGGAGAGAAAGCGCCUGGAGAACAAGCAGCGGGAAGAUGCCUGGGAGGGCCGGGACUGA